AUGAUAAUUUCGAGGUAUAUACCAGUCAGACCAGAUAUAAUCUUUAAACAAUUAAAUUUGUUUAUACGACUAAAUCGAUUUCAAAUAAAUUUAAAUCGAAAUUACUCAACAACACCCACAGAAAAUAAAACUCCAUUACAAUUAUAUAAUGAAAGAGUUGAACAAGGUAAAUUAAGAGAUGAUCAAUAUCAAAGAAAAAUUAUUACUUCAUUAUCUAUAUUACAUGAAAAUUUAGUAAAUUAUAAACCUCCUGAAAUUCAUAUACCAACAGAAGAAGAAUUUAAAUCAUCAAAUACUUCAAAGUUCUCAUUUGGCAAAAUAUUUUCAUCAUUUUUUGGAUCAAACACUUCUUCAAAAAAUUUGAAUUCAAAUAUAAAUUUUGAAAAUAAUGAAGAAUAUAACUCAUUAGAUAAUAAAGGUAUAUAUCUUUAUGGAGAUGUUGGAUGUGGUAAAACAAUGUUAAUGGAUUUAUUUUAUGAUACUAUCCCAUCAAAUUUAACUAAAAAAAGAGUUCAUUUUCAUCAAUUCAUGCAAAAUUUACAUAAAAGAUUACAUCAAUUAAAAUUACAAUAUAGAAUAAAAAACAAAAAGGGAGAAUAUCAUGAUGAAAUUGAUGUUAUUCCAAUUUUAGCAAGUGAAAUUGCUAAAAAUUCAACUGUAUUAUGUUUUGAUGAAUUUCAAGUUAUUGAUGUUGCAGAUGCAAUGUUAUUAAGAAGAUUAUUAAUGUUAUUAUUAUCAAAAAAUUAUGGUGUUAUAUUAUUUGCAACAAGUAAUAGAGCUCCUGAUGAUUUAUAUUUAAAUGGUAUUCAAAGAGUUAGUUUUAUACCAUGUAUAAAAUUAAUUAAAUAUAAGACAAGAAUUAUAUAUUUAAAUUCUCCUAUAGAUUAUAGAAAAAUCCCCAAACCUAUGAGUUCAGUAUAUUAUUAUCCAAAACCUGGAGUUAAAUGGAAUUCAAAAAUAAAUCAAUCAAAUUGUGUUAAACAUAUCAAUCAAUGGUAUGAAUAUUUUAAUCAAAAUAAUAAAAAUCAUGACGGUAGUGAUGAAAAAAUUAAAAAUUAUUCAUUAAAAGUAUGGGGUAGACAAGUUAUAGUUCCUUUAAGUUCACCACCAAAAGUUGCACAAUUUACAUUUUUUGAAUUAUGUGGUACACCAAUGUCAGCAGCAGAUUAUUUAACAUUAGCAGAAUCUUUUGAAUCAUUUAUAAUAACAGAUAUACCUUAUUUAAGUAUUGAUCAAAGAAAUCAAGUUAGAAGAUUUAUUACAUUUCUAGAUGCUGUUUAUGAUUCUCAUGGAAAAUUAUCUGUAACAUGUGCUGCUCCAUUUAAAGAUUUAUUUGUUGAACCAGAAGAUCUAAUAAAUGAUAAUUAUCAAUUAUAUAAACAAAAAUCAGAUUUAAAAAAUAAAAGAAAUAAAUUAAAUGAUGAAGAAAAAAUUCAAAUAGAAAAGAAGAAGAAACCUAAUGAUUUAAAGAGUGAUGAAGAUUUAGAAAAUUUUGAAAAUGAUGAAUUAGUUACAAAACAUGGAUUUGAUAAAAAUAUUGUUAAAAAAGCAAGUAUGUUUGUAAAUGAUGAAGAAAAAUUUGCUUUUGCAAGAGCUUUAAGUAGAUUAAGUCAAAUGAGUACUACUGAAUGGAUUGAAUUUGAUAGAAAUAAUUGA
This is a messenger RNA of Lodderomyces pseudojiufengensis, 1656 nucleotides long. RefSeq lists its product as uncharacterized. The transcript has a single exon. Gene Ontology annotation, cellular component: mitochondrion; cytoplasm. Gene Ontology annotation, biological process: protein quality control for misfolded or incompletely synthesized proteins. Bases 1 to 1656 code for a protein of 551 amino acids. The record is from RefSeq and is a predicted model, not a curated record. Lineage: Eukaryota; Fungi; Ascomycota; Pichiomycetes; Serinales; Debaryomycetaceae. Gene Ontology annotation, molecular function: ATP hydrolysis activity; ATP binding.